This is a messenger RNA of Microdochium trichocladiopsis, 382 nucleotides long. RefSeq lists its product as uncharacterized. NCBI's taxonomy places the organism in Eukaryota, Fungi, Ascomycota, Sordariomycetes, Xylariales, Microdochiaceae. The transcript has a single exon. The record is from RefSeq and is a predicted model, not a curated record. The coding region runs from base 7 to 204 and encodes 65 amino acids.
CCGAGAAUGGGCUCAGCACGAAAUGCUGGUCGAGAAAUGAGGAGUUGUCGAUCCGAAUCCCGGUGGUGGAUGGGUAAGGUCUCGAGAUCAACGGGGCGGUACGCGGUGAUUCCGGGGUCCCGCUUCACAACAGUGAUGGCGUCGGUAGUGGCUGGGCUGGCGCGGCAAGGUCGGCUGCUGGGCGCGAGUACGAGGCCGGGCUAGCUUCGUGGGAGGACGUCACAGAUAGCUGGGAAGAGGAUAAGACUCGCUUGAUUGAAGAUGAGCGAGAUGGGAUUGUGGGAUUGCUGGCGAGCAGACACAAGCCUGGGCAAAGGGAAAUACGAGGAAAGAGAAACAGGAGGCGGAAGGGUGUGGGCAGACUGUCGUCGACGGACUCGAC